GAAAUGAAUUGAAUCUGUGAGGUGCCCUUUUGUUCUCUUGAGCCCCUGAGCCUGUGAAAUGUCUGCACACCACUGGCACUGAGUGAUGAUGAAAACCUCUUCUGUUGUUUUCUGCAUAUGUGCACUCUCUUUGUGCAAUAUGACUGUGAAUAACACGUUCUUAACAGUGGAAAUCCAUCUCCCUUUUUCAGUGUUGUUUGCAACUUUACGCACGUGCCAAGCGCCACUUAUUCCAAGUCCAAUCAAUACCACAUCUAAUGGCGUUUUCCACUCUCUGCCAGCAGAGUAAAAAAGGUUGGAGUUGAACAUAUUUGUCAGCCUCUGUCGCUUUGUUUUUCCAGCUCCAUGCGCUCUGUGACACAUUUCAAGCCGCUGCGUAUUGAUUGCAUAUUAUAAAUUGUAUGCUGUGCGUCUUACAGUUAUUAUUGUCUAUUACAAUUUCUGCAUCCUUGGGGGGGAUCCCAUUCCGCCAUUGGGUAUCUUGAUAUCACGUGGCCGCGUGGUCACAUGGCUCGCGUGGUAAUGGAAGGGAAGGGAGGGGAGGAGUGUUUUUUUUUCUUUCGUUUUUUAUUUUGUGUAAAUCUCGACAGUAAUACUCCGUCAAUAAUUCACGGUCGACAUUAAAGCGUCCCCGGGUCUACAAAUCAACGGCGCCAAAUGAUGAGUUCGCUUCACCUCGCCAAUAACGCGCUCUUCUGCAAAUACCAACAAUCCGCCGCCGCUCUGCUCCUCACAGACUCCUCAACUUCUCCCUCCCCGUCCUCCUCCUCCUCCUCCUCUGCUCCUCCUGAAAUGUCUUCCUCGUGCGCCCUCGCCUCCAGUGGAUAUCACCACCAUCAUGUCUCCAGUGGGAAAAGCAGCGGAAGACUCUCCUUUCCUCCUCCCGCCUCCAUCUCGGCGUCUUCUUCACCUUCCUCCUCCCUUCCCUCCUCCUCCUCAACUUCCUCGUGGUUGUGUUUGUCUCUUUCGGGACUGAGCGGGGUUACUCAGCCCGGCGCGCGUCCUCCGAACCCCGCAGAAAUACGCGCAGGAGGAGGCGGAGGGCUCCCACCGGGAGCCAUGCCACUGUGCGCCUCUCUGCAGAGAUGCGCCGCGGAGCGAUUUCCCGGUCCGACUCAGCUCUGUUCUCCGGCCGUCAGACUUCCCGAGGCGGCCUUCAGGAUGCAGCAGCAGCAGCUCUACCAAGACAGCCUCCAGAUUUACCCCUGGAUGAGGAGCUCAGGUGCGGAUGGGAGACGCGGCCGCCAGACAUACACGCGCCACCAGACGCUGGAGCUGGAGAAAGAGUUCCACUUCAGCCGCUACCUCACGAGACGGCGGAGGGUCGAGGUGGCGCACGCGCUCCGCCUCACCGAGCGGCAGAUCAAGAUCUGGUUCCAGAACCGGAGGAUGAAGUGGAAGAAGGAGAAGCGGGAGAAGACGGAGAGCGACGGCGGCGGCGGGUUACUGACGGCAGCAGCAUCAGCAGCGGAGGCCGGAGAAGAAGAGGAAGAGGAAGAAGAGCAGGAGGCGGAUGAAGAAGAGGAGUGAUAAGGAAACAGAAUUUUACAACACAUCCAUUGUGUUUUUUAAACAAUGGAGAGAGAGAGAGAGAAAGAGAGAGAGAGAGAGAGAGAGAUCAUAUUCAUAUUUGACUCUGAGGUUCAGUCUAUGUGACGUCAUCCAAUCUGCAACACAAUAAAGGGGAAGAUAACGUGUCCAUGCAUUGAAUAAUAAUCCAUCAGAUCUAAUAUGUGGACACCACAUUCAUAUAGAACACGUAAUAAUAGAGAAUACAUUAUAGUUGUUGUUUUUUAUUAUUAUUGUUUCGAUAUAAGUGGACUCAGAUGUCUGUAAUCGUAGUCCGACCAUGGAUUUUCUCACUGCACUGUCUGUGGACAAGAAAGAAAGAAAGAAAGAAAGAAAGAAAGAAAGAAAAAGAAACGUGUGUAUUUCUGGUCGAAAUUCACUAAACACGUAAUUUAUUUCCGUGUAAACAGAACAUGGUUAUAAAGACAUUUUCUCUGGUCAGAAAUACAUUAGUAUCAAUAUUAGCUACAAAUGUGCACAUUAAUUGCACGUGUUUUGACUUUGAUUGUUCCCACGUGAUUGUAUAUUGAUUUAAUCAGCCUGUGUGUCACGUGACUGAGUUUUAACGAAAUGUAACGGGCUUUGUUUUUUAUUCAUAAAUUCAAUGUACAUUUAAAAUAUACAUGUGUUUGUGAAAGUGAAAGGGAAUAUUUAGGAUGCUGGUUUCUUUUUCUCUCCUCUCUCUGUUGUGUGUGUUUGUUUAUGAUGUGGAUUUUCAUGUCCUCCUUCUCUUGUGUGUAAUUAAUAUAGUAAUAAAUGUAUAAACUCCCGUUCUGAAACGCUCUGAAAA
This is a messenger RNA of Solea solea (common sole), 2359 nucleotides long. It is a transcript of the gene hoxb7a, whose product is annotated as homeobox B7a. Gene Ontology annotation, molecular function: DNA-binding transcription factor activity, RNA polymerase II-specific; RNA polymerase II cis-regulatory region sequence-specific DNA binding. Bases 658 to 1530 code for a protein of 290 amino acids. The record is from RefSeq and is a predicted model, not a curated record. NCBI's taxonomy places the organism in Eukaryota, Metazoa, Chordata, Actinopteri, Pleuronectiformes, Soleidae. Gene Ontology annotation, cellular component: nucleus. Gene Ontology annotation, biological process: regulation of transcription by RNA polymerase II; anterior/posterior pattern specification. The transcript is spliced from 2 exons.